Molecule: messenger RNA, 891 nt
Organism: Capsella rubella
Lineage: Eukaryota; Viridiplantae; Streptophyta; Magnoliopsida; Brassicales; Brassicaceae
Exons: 5
Coding region: 73-891 (272 amino acids)
Source: RefSeq, a predicted model, not a curated record
CAAGAAUUUUGUUAAUAGUAAUUAGAAGUCAGCUCUUUGGUGACAAUCCAUAAACGACAAACCAAAGAGGCUAUGGAUGAUCAUGAUCCUGAUCAAGGCAUCAACGAAAUCUCCACUGUUGUUGUUAUUGAUAAUGACAACAAAUCGAGGAAACAAAACUUAGAAGCUGAGAAGCGACUCAAAAAAGUGGAACAAGAUUAUCUCCACACAAGCCAAAAGUACACAGAAAUCAGAUCACAGUCGUGGGGCAUAUAUGAUGAGAAAAGGCGUGCUGUCAAUAGCAGUCGCUUGGCUGCAGACUACAUUGACCGCUGCAACAACCUGGUAGAGCAAUUACAGAAGGCUCUUGACAAGCUACCUAAAGGAGAAACAGCAGAAGAAACCAUUGAUCAUAGCCAGCAAUUCUCAUUACUUCAUCAAAAAGCACAAUUUCAAGAGCUGGACUACGAAGGAAAACGCGAAUUCAGAGAAUUUAGCAGAGAGCUAAACUGCAUCCGGAAAAAAAUGCCAAGAAGUGACAGCAGAAAAGCUGGACGAGAUCUCCUGAAAGAUGUUUGUAACCCCACAAGUCAAGACAGUUUGAAGAAUUCUCUGGAGCUGGAAUUAAAAGUUCUUAAGAAGCUAACCAGAAAACUUCAAAAAGACUGGGAAGAAGAACUGCAAAUAAAGCAAUAUGCAAAGAAUAUAUAUAAAGAUUUCAAACAAAAGGUGAAGCAUCUAGAGAAGAAAAAGGAACACCUUUCCGGACAAUGGGACAAAGAAAAAAAUAUCAUGCUCGAGACAAAGAAAACGCAUGAUACGAAGACGCAUGAUAGGAAGACGCAUGAUCGGAAGAUAGGUACAUAUCCUGAGGCUUAUUAUAUAAUGAUGGUGAAUGAUAACGUACCAUGA